AUGGCUUCCAUCCACCCUCUCAAACUCCCCGAAAUCAUCACCCUCGUCGGCAACUUCCUCCCCCUCUGGUCCCAAGAACGCGCCCAAGGAACGGGUCGUCUAAAACUCGUAUUCCUCCCCAAAACCUUUCACACUUGCCUCCUCGUCUCCAAAAUCUGGCACGACACUUUAAUCCCCCUCCUUUGGUCCUACUAUGAAGCCGAAGCAAUGGAAAUUGUCCCCCUCCCCAUCUUGACGCGAUACAGUAUCCACUUCAGGACCUUUCGUCAGUAUCGCGGAUUCGGGAGUCGGGCUCUUGAUAGUUUUGGAUGUAAGGGAGUCGUCAAGGCGAUGCUGAGCCCGGAGACGAUCGAGGAGUUGGAAGAGUCGCGACGGAUGAUGAGGGAUAAUGGUGGUGGGUUGAAGGAAUUGGAGUGGUAUGGGCCGACGGGAUCGACGUUGAGGGUAGAGGAUUUCGCGGGGUUGAGGAGUUUGGAGAGGCUGAAGUUGUCGAGGUGGAAGGUGGAUGGGGGUCAGCUUUGGAGGGUGCUGGAGAUGUUGGUGGGGUCUUUGAGGGUCUUGGAGAUUGAUUGGCUUUCUGGUGUCGAUGACGAUGAAGGAGAUGUACAAGGGGCUGCAGUGAUACUGCCAUUGUUGGAAGCAUAUCACGCCAGUGGUCCUCCUUUUGGCCAUGACCCCGCCAAUUUUGUCAAGCGGUGUCCCAAUCUGGUACGAUCUGUCUUAUCACUGGACGCGGGCAAGGGGUUCUACAAGGACGACAACAAGGAUAUCACACGUCUCGCGGACAGCCUUCGUACCCAUUGCCCCAACCUUCGAGCCCUAACCAUCAAUGGAUCCAUCCCUCCAGACCAAAAAGCAAUUCUUAUCCGGAACUGUACAUCCAUCCCGAGUAGCAGCAGUCUUUUGGAACUCGUCGUCGAUGUACAAAGUAUGGGCAAGGAUCUCAUGGACUCGAUUUUGAUUCAUGCGCCGACCGUGGAGACUCUAGGCACCCUCACCUCGACUAGGAAUAUUAUGAUGGAGCAGCUACUCCAGAUCCCGGUGCAGUGCCCUCGACUGAAAUGGUUUGCGGUCCAUGCGAUCUACAUCCGCGAAUCGGCGUGGUCUACUCUGGGCGCACUCAAGGCAACUGCAUGGCAGAGUUCGGCCAUGGAGAUCUUGGACCUGGACGCUGGAGACCCUAGCGAGGCAUGGGUGAAGGGUGAAGUCUUCAUACUGAAGGAUUUGUUUGCGAGUGGUCCGAUCCUGGGCUGGUAUUUCCACCCGAAGGAGAAGUUGUUGUCGUGUAGCGAUGAUGAUGUGUUUUGGAGUGAGGCGUUUGCGCGGGAGCUGUUUGAAGCGGUCCGGGGGUUGGCGAAGUUGAGGAUAUUGAGGUUCUUGAUCUGGACAUUGGAGACAUCUAAGCGAGCCUAUGCCAGUACUGUUCAAGAGAUGUUCGAGGAUGGACCUAUGAUGGGCUGGCAUUAUCAUGCCAGGAGUUCGACUGCUUCAUACAGGGCUGAUGUUCGUAUGAGUAGAGCCUUUGUGGAGGACAUGUUCAGGUCCGUGGCGGGUCUUGAGAAUCUUCGGAUGUUAAAGCGGUGCAUGGUUGUCUUUACGCGGUCAGGCCGUCCAACUGGAGCUAGGUUUGUAAGACUUCCGUUCGUCCAUGACCAUGACUAG
Messenger RNA from Linnemannia hyalina, 1662 nucleotides. The record is from the annotation of a GenBank genome assembly. NCBI's taxonomy places the organism in Eukaryota, Fungi, Mortierellomycota, Mortierellomycetes, Mortierellales, Mortierellaceae.